Corvus hawaiiensis (hawaiian crow) is the source of this 694-nucleotide messenger RNA. RefSeq names its product claw keratin-like. Lineage: Eukaryota; Metazoa; Chordata; Aves; Passeriformes; Corvidae. The coding region runs from base 108 to 470 and encodes 120 amino acids. Gene Ontology annotation, cellular component: intermediate filament. The record is from RefSeq and is a predicted model, not a curated record. Gene Ontology annotation, molecular function: structural constituent of cytoskeleton. The transcript has 2 exons.
GUGCUGGGCACUCUGGGGACGGGUAUAAAAGCAUUCAACCGCACACCUUGCCACGAUCAUUUCUCUUCUCUCACUUCUCUUGUGCUGUAGAUCCCCAUCCCUGAGCCAUGGUUCACUCCCUGAGCCCCUGCACCGACGGCAGCGCCUCCCCCUGCGGCGUGGCUGUGCCCCAGCCCGUGGCCGACACCUGCAAUGAGCCCUGUGUCCGGCAGUGCCCCGACUCCACGGUGGUGAUUUACCCUCCCCCUGUGGUCGUCACCUUCCCUGGGCCCAUCCUCAGCACCUUCCCGCAACAGAGCGCUGUGGGAUCCGUGGGAGUCCCCGAAGUUGGAGCCGGUGUUGGAGCCGCUGUCGGAGCCGGUGUCGGAGGUGGUUUUGGUGCUGCCCGAACCCCUGGAGCUUCCCAAGUUUACGGUGGGGCCAGGUGGAGCCGGGGGUACCCAGUUGGGAGCUGCAGACCCUGCUGCUAAAGCCAAGGAGCGGCGGCUGGAAGAUGGUGAGCGGCAGGACGCGGAUCCACGGCUGAGCUCCGGGGCACAGCGUUUAGGGAAAGGAGCAUUUGGGGCAGCAUCGAAAGCAUCGGUGGAUGUUUGAACGCCUCAAAAAUCCAUUUCCAUCCUUCUCCUACCCUUCCUGAUUUUUUUUCUCUAAAGCUUUCCUCUCUUUCCAAGCACUCUGUUCUCAAAGCUAUGGA